This is a messenger RNA of Rhinopithecus roxellana (golden snub-nosed monkey), 839 nucleotides long. RefSeq lists its product as uncharacterized. Bases 312 to 656 code for a protein of 114 amino acids. NCBI's taxonomy places the organism in Eukaryota, Metazoa, Chordata, Mammalia, Primates, Cercopithecidae. The transcript has a single exon. The record is from RefSeq and is a predicted model, not a curated record.
GGAUCUGUCUCAACUAAGCCUGGUGGCAGUGAGGACCGUCAGCCCCCUCCCAGCCAGCUGUCAGCUAUGCCUCCAUUCUGUCUGGUUCUCAGGGCUGGAAUCGCUGGGCAGGUCUAGCUAAUCUUUGGCCCUCCUGGGAAAAGAUUCCUAAAUUCUGAAGGCAUUUAGCUAGGAAAGAUCCAGAAUGGACCAAGCUAUUCCUGUUUUACCCCAAACCGGGUUGGUCUGCUUUGGGGAUUACUUCUCAAGUUAGGAACCUCUGAGUGUUCUGAAACGGCCCGGACUCUUACAGAAGCUCUUGUGGUCCUAGAAUGAAUUUAGAGGUCUCCAUACCGAGCCUGGAAGGUGAGGAACGACCCCUAACGACCUACAACGACCCACCCUCCCAACCUAAGGCCGGUUCUACUCCGCCUGUCCACUCUGGGGAGUUGUGCUUUGACUUGGAAGCCCUCGGAUUGAAGGAUGGGCCCAAGACCCUCACAGGUGAAGCCUCGGUAGGUCCCAGGGAGAAGAAGGACAUUCUUCCACCCCGCGAUCCCCCAAAAGUCCGACCCACCCUCCUCCCCGCCAGAUGUAUCAGAUCCCUCCAGGGCCUCAUUGUCAGUCCUGUAAUCUUUUCAUCCGUGAUAGGAUGGGCCGUGGACCCUUGUGGGUGAAGCUCGGCGGUUUCCCAGUCCAUGUGGGUUGGCCCCUGCGGAGCCUGGAGCCUUCUUGCCUGCGGGCUUGCUGAUCCCGCCGAGCCAGCUAGCUCCCUUCCUGCUUCUGACGGCGAGGGAACCAGCUGGGAGGUCCUCCGAGCUGGGCGGGGAGGCGGGUGGCCUCUCGCACUCCUCACCAGC